UAUCAAUUAAUAGACGAAUGCCGUGGCAUUUCGCUGGUGAGUGUCUUCUCAUAGCAACAAACACACAGAGCUACUAACUAAGCUACACAGACACAAAAUCGCUGCCGAGCAACGCCUGGUAGUGGUAUCUCCAAUUUCUCAAUCUUUGUGUUCAUAUCUUAAUUACCAUUUCUCGUUUGCAAAAACUAACAUUGGUUUGCUUCACGAUACUGUUAUGAUAUCACACCACAUGUUUGGGAAAACGCUUAAGAGAUGGUUUUCUUGAGUUGGGGUCGCCCAUCUGCCCAAGACCAAAAGGCUAUCAUCCACAAGUCAGGUACUUUCAACUAUGAUGAUAAAUAUAAGGGAGCCACUGCUAAGUCGUUGGCUUCCCUUAAAGAAGACCAGGCACUCUCCAAAGAUGGAUUUUUACUGAAUAACGCGCGAGUUCUGGUUGGUUCUGGUAUUGACACUUUUGAAAAGGCCAAGACUGCUCUCAAAACUUGGAGGCACUUUGGAUUGAAUUGGGCAUUUGUUGAUCCAAAAACACCAGUUCAACAAGGAACGAAGUUUUGUGCUUGUGUCAAGGAGUUCUUCCCAUGGCUCAUGAUGCCUCUCCAGGUUGUGUAUGUAAAUGAAACUAAAAUUGCCAAAAACCGUGCUGCCACCUUUGGUUUUGGAAGUGGAACACUUGACGGUCACUUGCUGUUUGCAGUAUACUUAGUGAUGGUAUUUUGUAAGAGAAAAGCUUUUCUUAGCAAUUGUACAUGGUGUGGAGAAACUGAAGUAGUUUUAGCAUGUGAAUCAUUCAGGAACUGGAAAUGGUUUGAAUGAGUUUGUCUUACCCUUGAUUAGUACCUUGUAUAUGAACUUUUAGCAAACAAAGCUACUAAAAUUUAAAAAGCUCUGAUCAGUUUAUAUGUGUUAUCUUUUUAUUGCAACAGGCAGGGGAAGAGCGCUUUUCAAUUGAGAUUGAUGAGAACAAUCAAGUUUGGUAUGAAAUACUUUCUUUCUCAAAGCCUGCCCAUAUUUUAUCAUUUGUUGGGUACCCAUAUGUGAUGCUUAGGCAGAAAUACUUUGCUAAUGAAUCUGCCAAGGUUAUGCUGGAACACAUUAAUUCUUCAAAAUCCUAAUGCAAAUGUUUAUGUUAUUUGUAAGUGUGACUUGAAUCUUUAUUCUCUUUUGAUCCCCCAUUUUAAAUAAAUAUUCCUCCAACUUUUCCCUUUUCUAACAUUGUUCUCUAAAAUCUUCCUCCAUUAAACUUUGUCCUUAAGCUGUUUCAUUUGCCUUUGGUGGUGGAUGGGAUGCUGUCUUCCUAGUACCAUUUUACCAUCCACUUAAGGCUCUUUCUCAUCAAACUGUGUUAUAUGCUGUUUUGCUACCUUGUUAUACAUGGAAGUUAGAUUUUUCUCUGACCAUUUUCCAAUCCCGAGUCAAUGGGUGGGUAAGCAAGUUAUAUGAGUGUAGCACAUUAUGAGUUGAAGUGUAAUGAGUCACUGAUUUCUGCUCUGAAUUUAACUUGGCUCGUCAAAUAAAUCACUUUUGUUUCAAAUAAUGUUAACAGCUGAUUGAAUAUAAAAAUAAACAGUAAGACAAUUGGCUAAAAAAGUAAAAGAAAUAUUUGUUAAACAAUUAUUUUUUGAGAAAGGCUAACAACACACUUUCUAAUACAAUCUCAACUUUUGGUUUAAAUUUAUUAAAAAUCAGAUAAUUAUAUAAGUAUCACUUUUAAUUUAAUAAAAACCAGUCAUAAAUUUACAAAUUUCAAUAAAUUUUAAUAAAAAUGAAGAGUGUGUUAAAAAAAUAUAUUAAAGAGUGAAUUACUAGCAAUCUUUUUUUAUUAUUCUCUAGCAAUUUUUAAUCAAAGCAAACCGAGGAAUGUCUAUUGUCAUACUCGUGUGAUUAUUGUUACUCCAAUUAAGAUUUUUUAUUUUUAUGUAAAAUACUUGUACUAUUAAUAUGAUUAUAAGUGAGAGAAAAAGAUAUUUUAGUUAAAAAUUAUUUAAUAAAAGUGUUAAUAAACACCUAGAAUAACAAUAGCCACAAACAGAACACACUGGUUUGCUUCAGGGAAACAAAAAAAACGUGGCAGAUCUACAUCAGAAGCAAUCUGAAAGAUUAAAGAUAUGCAACCUGCAUUUUGAGAAUUACACUUUUUCAUGUGUUUGAAAACAAAUUUUACCCUGUAAACGGUUAUUAUCAUUGUGGAUAAUAAUGCUAUAUUUUAACGAUAAGCUAUAGAAUCAACUGUUACAAUUGCGGAUUGGCACUAGAC
This is a messenger RNA of Abrus precatorius (Indian licorice), 2254 nucleotides long. RefSeq names its product UPF0548 protein At2g17695. Lineage: Eukaryota; Viridiplantae; Streptophyta; Magnoliopsida; Fabales; Fabaceae. The coding region runs from base 253 to 813 and encodes 186 amino acids. The record is from RefSeq and is a predicted model, not a curated record. The transcript is spliced from 5 exons.